Messenger RNA from Perognathus longimembris pacificus (Pacific pocket mouse), 1022 nucleotides. It is a transcript of the gene Clec3a, whose product is annotated as C-type lectin domain family 3 member A. The coding region runs from base 39 to 629 and encodes 196 amino acids. The record is from RefSeq and is a predicted model, not a curated record. The transcript has 3 exons. Lineage: Eukaryota; Metazoa; Chordata; Mammalia; Rodentia; Heteromyidae.
GCUCCCCACAGGCAGCCCAGCUGGCUUGCCCGAGAGCCAUGGCCAAGAGCGGCCUUGUCAUCUGCCUCCUGGUGAUCGGCUUGCUCCUGGACCAGGCCAGCAGCCACGCGUCCAAGCUGAAGGCCAGAAAGCACAGCAAACGCCGGGUGAAAGAAAAGGAUGGAGAUCUGAAGUCUCAGGUUGAGAAGCUCUGGCGGGAAGUCAAUGCCCUGAAGGAAAUGCAAGCUCUCCAGACAGUCUGUCUCCGAGGCACGAAGGUCCACAGGAAAUGCUACCUGGCUUCGGAAGGCCUCAAAUACUUCCACGAGGCCAAUGAGGACUGCAUUUCCAAAGGGGGCACUUUGGUGGUCCCCAGGAACUCUGAUGAGAUCAAUGCCCUCCGAGACUAUGCUAAGAGAAGCCUGCCCGGGGUGAAUGACUUUUGGGUGGGCAUCAAUGACAUGGCCACAGAAGGCAAGUUUCUGGAUGUCAAUGGAAUGGCCGUCUCCUUCCUGAACUGGGAUCGUGCACAGCCCAAUGGUGGCAAGCGUGAAAACUGUGUCCUCUUCUCCCAGUCGGCUCAGGGAAAAUGGAGUGAUGAGACCUGCCGUACUAGCAAGAAAUACAUAUGUGAGUUUACCAUCCCUUAACAGGCUCCGCGCCAAUGUGUCUCAGGCACGAGUGGGCAUGACUCAUGCACCGGCAGUCCCCAGGAAUAAAUCAAAGUUGUAACUAUUGCACAGUGGCAACACGUCUGUCAAUGCCCACGGCAAGACGUUGAGGCUACCCUAUUUCAUGGUGGUUUUGCCUUUUACAAAGCCCAAGGAUUCAGAAAACAACAAGCACACUACUAAAGUGACUUUUACAAAAGGGUGGGGGGGCGUCUCAAAUCCUCCUCCUUCUUUGCUAGUCCCUGUCCCUGGUCUAGGCACAGUCGGUUUUAGAAAUAUGAUCCUCACGCAUUUCUUCGAGGUCAGAAAGCAAGCUCGGGUUAUCUGGGAGGUCAUGCCUUAAGAACUUAGUGCUCUCGUAGACUGCUCAAU